Molecule: messenger RNA, 225 nt
Organism: Pelobates cultripes (western spadefoot toad)
Lineage: Eukaryota; Metazoa; Chordata; Amphibia; Anura; Pelobatidae
Source: the annotation of a GenBank genome assembly
ACGCGGCACAAUACCUAGCGGACAUUACACUGCCCAGGGUGUCAGACGACCAAUACCAGGCCCUGAUACAGCCUAUCACAGUCCAGGAAAUCAUCAACACUAUUAAACCGCUCCCCCCAGGGAAGUCCCCGGGGGCAGAUGGCCUCUCCAACGCAUACUAUAAGAAGUUCGGCGACUUACUGGCGCCGCAGCUCCUUAAGGUGUACCAGCAGACGGCAGCUACAG